UUCUUUUCAGUGACUUCUUUUUCAGUUGUUAAAAAAAGAUACGGGCAACUAAAAUGGUAAUUUAUUUUGAACUUGUUUUAACUGCAUCCAUUUUUUGUUACGUGGGUGCGAUUCCCAUAAAAGAAAAUUUUAAAGAUAUUGAAAAUGUUAAUAAGCCAUUAGUAAAAGAUAUAGCGAAAGUGACGACAGAAGAAUAUGGGGACGAAAUAAUAAAAUACAUUAAACAGAUGGUUGACAACGUGGUUAAAAAAACAAUCAAUCAUGAGAUCAAUGAAAUUAAAAGCAUCAAAAAAGAUGAUAAGUCAAUUAGUGAUGACGAUAAAGAUAAAAUAUUAAUGUUGACAGAAGAAACAGAAAAGUUAGGUGAAACUGCAAGAGGCAUCCAUUUUGAAAAUGCUGUUGAAGUUUUUGAGAAAAAAAUGAAGCUUAUGGAACCCAAAGAUAUCACAAAUCCAGAGACUUUUGUAGAAAAACAGCUGCAAGCGUUAGUAGAGCAAAAAGCUGAAGAUGUGAACAAACGAAUUGACAUUAUUGAGGGAGAUAUAAUACGAACAAAAGAGUUAAACGAUGUCAUUAGUAAUCAAAAACGCAACUUAUAUAAUGGUGUUAAGUGGGGAUUGUUAAUUCCUUAUCAAUUACCUGUGAAAAUUGAGGGAGAUGGUAAAAUGGAACGUGCAAUAAAUGAAGCAAUGAGAGAAAUCAGUAGUGUCAGUUGCAUCAGAUUUAUUAAACGAAAGAAUGAUGGUUCCUCUGAUGAUAAUGUGGGUGUCAAUGGGCUUCCAGAGUCUUACUUGAACUUUAUCCAAGGAAAAGGUUGUUAUUCCCCUGUUGGAAACCAAGAAAAUGGAGGUCAAGAUAUUUCUAUUGAUUUAGAUUGCAGUUAUAAAGGUACAGUGAUGCAUGAAAUUUUACAUGCGCUUGGUUUUUAUCAUGAACAAUCAAGACUGGACAGAGAUGAUUAUGUUAAAAUAAAUUUUGAAAAUGUGAUAGAAAAAAUGGCUGAUAAUUUCAAAAAAUAUGAAGUUGGCACAGCAGACACUCAAGGAUUCAACUAUGAUUUAGCUUCUAUAAUGCAUUAUGGAGAUAAUUAUUUCUCAAAAAAUGGCCUAAAAACAAUAGAAGUGAUUGGUAGAAAAGAUAUUACAAUUGGUCAAAGGGAGUUUCUUAGUGACUCUGACAAACAAAAACUAAAUAAAUUUUAUUGCACUGAUUAUCAAGAAGAAUACAAUAAAAAAAAUCUUUCAAGAAUGAAAGACAACAUAUACGCUGCUUACUAAAUAAUUCAACUCGAUGUUCACUUAUCUUCGCUGCUUUGCCGACCUACAUUUCAAUAAAAUCAAUGUUUCAAUUGUUUUAGAAUAAUAGAAAAAUAAUAACCUCAAAUUAA
Molecule: messenger RNA, 1387 nt
Organism: Hydra vulgaris (swiftwater hydra)
Lineage: Eukaryota; Metazoa; Cnidaria; Hydrozoa; Anthoathecata; Hydridae
Product: protein SpAN
Biological process (GO): proteolysis
Molecular function (GO): metalloendopeptidase activity; zinc ion binding
Source: RefSeq, a predicted model, not a curated record